Messenger RNA from Gaeumannomyces tritici R3-111a-1, 2441 nucleotides. Its product is annotated as ABC1 family protein. Gene Ontology annotation, cellular component: mitochondrial inner membrane. The transcript has 3 exons. The record is from RefSeq and is a predicted model, not a curated record. Lineage: Eukaryota; Fungi; Ascomycota; Sordariomycetes; Magnaporthales; Magnaporthaceae. Bases 262 to 2235 code for a protein of 657 amino acids. Gene Ontology annotation, biological process: mitochondrion organization; lipid homeostasis.
AAAAAAAAAAAGGAUGAAAAAGACGAUCGAAAAUCGGGAAAUGGAUGGAGCUCCAAGACGUCGGCUUGGACCAAUGCCCACUCAACAAUUGACUCUCUAUCGAUUGUUGGGAACCGGUGAAGCGCGACACCGCCCUGAGCUGGAGCCUUUUCAGACGCCGCCGCCUAGUGCAAUCUGGCCUCGCCGCCCACCGCAGCAGACGCUGCCAAAACCACUGCGCCGUCGCAGGAGCAUGCCGACGCCCCAAGCACUCCAAGCACCAUGAAGGUCGCCGCCCUCCGCCCGCCGUCACUGGGCCGCCUCGGGGCCCGCCCCCGGCCGCGCCUCGAGUGGACAUGCGCCGCCUGUCGGAGCAGCCAGUCCGCCGGCCCCGGCCCCGGCAGGCGAGCCCUGCAUACCGCGGUCGUGAGCCCGGCCGCUCCCACUGUCCGGUCUUAUUACGUCACCGCCGCCUCGUCCCUUUCGUCCUCGAAGCGCUCCUUCUCCUCGUCCCCGUCGGGCCCCGGGCCCAGCCGCUCUUCCCACCACCACCAGCAACAACAAGGGGAAGGCCCGCGCCAAAGAUCGCGGCGUGGAGAGGUGCUCCUGGCAACCACGGGCGGUGCCGCCAGCGUGGGGCUCCUGGCCUUCACCGACGACAUCAAGCAGAGCUACGAGGUCGCCGAGCGCUGCGCCAGGGUUGCUGUGGCGCUCUACACCAACAUUCAAGACUACCGCUCGACCCUGAAGCCCCGCGAGGAGAUACAAGACCACGACGAGUACAACAAAGAGCUAGGUGCUUGCCACAAGCGAUGCGCCGUCCGCACGCUCAGGGUCUUGGAGAAGAAUGGAGGCAUAUUCAUCAAGCUCGGGCAGCAUCUGAGCGCCAUGAACUACCUCCUACCUACCGAGUGGACCGAGACGUUCAUCCCUCUACAGGACAAGUGUCCCGUUUCGUCCUUCGAGUCUAUCCAAGAAAUGUUUCGGGCAGACACGGGUCAGGAGCUGUGGGAUCACUUCUCCGAGUUCAGCCCGGAACCCAUCGGAGCCGCCUCGCUGGCGCAGGUCCACCUGGCCACACUCAAAGACAGCGGCCGACGCGUGGCCGUCAAGGUGCAGCACCCGGAGCUGGCGCAAUGGACGCAGCUAGAUCUGGCCCUGACCCGUUAUAGCUUUGACACGCUCAAGAAGUUCUUUCCCGAGUACGACUUGAGCUGGCUUUCCAAGGAGAUGGACCUGUCGCUACCCCAGGAGCUCGACUUUACCCAGGAGGCCCUCAACGCUGACCGAGCGCGUGAGCACUUUGCGCGCGUGGCGCGUCUGCCCCUCAUCAUCCCCGAGGUUGUUUCCGCCCGGCAACGAAUUCUCGUCAUGGCCAACGAGUCGGGCCACCGGCUAGACGACCUCGAGUACAUCGAUUCGGAAGGCAUCGACCGUGACGAAGUUUCGGCCACGCUGGCGCACCUUUUCAACGAGAUGAUCUUUGGAGACGGUGCCCCGCUGCACUGCGAUCCGCACGGCGGCAACAUCGCCAUUCGCAAACGCGAGGGCGGCUCCCGCCUGGGUCUCCGGCGCUUGCUUGGUCUAGGAGGCAGCAGGCGCAACUUUGAGAUCAUUCUUUAUGACCACGGUCUCUACCGGGACAUACCUGUCGAUAUCAGGCGCUCUUACGCCAAGAUGUGGCUGGCCGUGGUCGAGGGCGAUAUGGCGGGGAUGCGCAAGUGGGCAGGCGAGAUCGCGGGCGUGACCGACGAAACCUUCCCGCUCUUCGCCUCGGCCAUCACGGGCCGCGACUUUGGAAUCCUCUCGGCCGCAGCCUCGCCGAGCUCCUCGGACGCGGGAGGCGUCAUGGCGCCGCGGUCCCUCGACGAGAAGCAGACGAUGAGCGGGGCGCUGCAGGACGGGAUGCUGGCGGACCUGGUACAGCUCCUAGGGCGCAUCCCACGCGUGAUCCUCCUCAUCCUCAAGACCAACGACCUGACGCGCAGCCUGGACGAGAACCUGCAGACCCGGCAGGGGCCGGUCCGGUCGUUCCUCAUCCUGGCCCGGUACUGCAUGCGCACCGUUUUCCACGAGCGGCUCGAGGCCGUUCGCGAGAGGGGGUCUCUGUUCUGGCCGCCCAACACCAUCCGCCUCCUGGCCGCCUGGGUCGACUUCCUCAAGGUUGAGCUCAAGCUGGAGGCUUUUGAGCUAUGGCUGUCGGUCAAGAGGACCGCUGGUCCGUGGUUACGUGGCCCUGUCGCGAUUGCUGCCUAGCUGUGUUUUUUUUUUCAUUUUUUUUUUCAAAAAGAGACAGAUAUUCUGUUUUAGAUGGUUUAUAAUUAUAGAAGGGAGCCGUAACGCUUUACCCAAGGCCGACAGAAGCUAAUUCGUGCAGAUUCAAAGUUGGCAAUACUCCUCCGUGGUCUACUAUCUCUAAAACCAGUCCGUCGAUGGAGUAAUUGGGAGUUCUUUCGUAAACA